CAAGUGAACUUAAAGCUUGGCACGCACUUCGAAGUCAUUAUGACACAGAGGGCAAAAACUUGGUGCUAAAAGAACUUUUUGCACAAGACCCUAGUCGCUUCGACACUUUCUCUCGUCACUUCAAAGGCGAACGUACUAGUGCCUCUAUCCUACUCGAUUUUUCGAAAAAUAUCAUUACUCAUGAGACUUUUAGAAUGCUCAUUGAACUUGCACGUGAGGCUGAUGUCGAGGGAUUCAGGGAUAAAAUGUUUAAAGGAGAGCACAUUAAUUUUACUGAAGACCGUGCAGUAUUACAUAUCGCUUUAAGAAAUGUCUCAAAUAAUCCCAUUUGUGAUAAUGGGGAAAAUGUCGUACCAGAAGUAAAUAAAGUCCUAGAGCAAAUGAAGAAUACUUCAAAUGCUAUCCGUGAAGGUCAAUGGACUGGAUAUACUGGCAAAGUAAUUACUGACAUCGUUAAUAUUGGUAUCGGCGGUUCAGAUCUUGGUCCUGUAAUGGUUACCGAAGCAUUAAAGCCCUAUGCAAAAAAAGGAUUAAAUGUACAUUUUGUUUCGAAUAUUGAUGGUACACACUUAGCCGAAACGUUGAAAAAAGUACAUCCUGAAACAACCCUUUUCAUUAUCGCGUCCAAGACUUUUACCACGCAGGAAACGAUUACCAACGCUGUUUCUGCUCGAACUUGGUUUUUAGAUACGGCAAAAGACGUGACUAUUGGACUUUCCAUUGCGAUUUACAUUGGCUUUGAUAACUUUUAUGAACUUCUUUGCGGUGCGCAUGAUAUGGACCUUCAUUUCCAAAACGCACCAUUGGAACAAAAUUUGCCAGUAAUUUUAGGUGUAAUUGGUAUCUGGUACAAUAAUUUCUUUGGCGCACAAACACAAGUCAUAUUGCCUUAUGAUCAAUAUCUCCAUCGUUUCUCAGCUUACUUCCAACAGGGAGAUAUGGAGUCCAACGGCAAAUAUAUUUCACGUUCAGGAGAACCGGUGAACUAUCAAACUGGACCUAUUAUCUGGGGAGAGCCUGGUACCAAUGGUCAACAUGCGUUUUAUCAAUUAAUCCAUCAAGGAACAAAGAUGAUACCAGCAGACUUUUUAGCGCCUGUUGAAACACAUAACCCUAUUUCUGAUGGUUUACACCAUAAGAUUCUCUUGUCAAAUUUUUUUGCUCAAACUGAAGCUCUCAUGAUUGGUAAAACUAAGGAUAAUGUAUUACAAGAAUUGAAUAACGUUAAAAAUAAAGAUUUGAUAGCACCUCACAAAGUCUUUACUGGAAAUCGACCAACAAACAGCAUCAUGUUCCAAAAGUUAACACCUUCCACCCUCGGAGCAUUAAUUGCAAUGUAUGAGCACAAAAUAUUUGUGCAAGGCACCAUUUGGAACAUUAAUUCAUUUGAUCAAUGGG
This is a messenger RNA of Racocetra fulgida, 1398 nucleotides long. The record is from the annotation of a GenBank genome assembly. NCBI's taxonomy places the organism in Eukaryota, Fungi, Glomeromycota, Glomeromycetes, Diversisporales, Gigasporaceae.